GGUGGGCGGGGCCGCCAUGGCGGGCAGCGGCGAGGAGGGGCUGUACUCGCGGCAGCUGUACGUGCUGGGCGGCGGUGCGCGGCGGCUGGCCGGGGCGGCGGUGCUGGUGUCGGGGCUGCGCGGGACGGGAGCGCAGGUGGCGGCGGCGCUGGUGCUGGCGGGGACCGGGCGCGUCGUCCUGCACGACCGAGGCGCCGCCUGCACCGCCGACCGCGCCCACCAGUUCCUCCUGGAGGACAGCGAUGUAGGCCAGAACCGUGCCGAGGCGUCCCAGCGGGCCCUGACCGAGCUGAACCCCCGCGUGGCGGUGGCAGCUCACAUCGGGGAGCUGUCGGAGGACUUCCUCACCUCCUUCCAGGUGGUGGUGCUGACCGAGUCCUCGCUAGAGGAGCAGCUCCGCAUCGGGGACUUCUGCCAUGCCCAGGGUAUCUGCUUCAUCGUGGCUGACGCCAAGGGACUGGCGGGGCAGCUGUUCUGUGACUUUGGGGAGCGCUUCGUCGUUGACGACCCGGCAGAAGGGGACCUGGUGUGUGCUGCCGUGCAGCACAUCUCCCAGGGCAACCCAGGCGUGGUGACAUGCAUGGGGGCAGAGGACAGCCACGGCCACCUCUUCAGCGACGGUGACCUGGUGACGUUUUCUGGCGUGGAGGGGAUGACGGAGCUGAACAGCCGGGAGCCUGUCCCCGUGCGCGUGUUGGAUGCUUUCAGGCUGGAGAUCGGCGACACCAGCUCCUUCUCGCCCUACCGUCGUGGCGGCCUGGUUUCGCAGCUGCGGCUGCCCCAGGUGCACUCCUACGAGCCCCUGCGCCGAGCGCUGGCAGAGCCCAAGAUCCGGGUGGCGAGUCACGAGGAGCUGCCGCGAAGCCACAGCCUGCACGCUGCCUUCCAGGCCCUGCACGCUUUCCGUGGGGAGCAGGGUCGCCUGCCCCGGCCCAGGGCGCUGGCAGAUGCUGAGCGAGUGCUGGAGCUGGCGCGGAGCCUGGGGGCACAGCAGGGUCCCCUGGAUGAGGACAUCGUGCGAGCCUUCGCCAGCGUGAGCGCGGGGAACCUGUGCCCCGUGGCCGCCAUCGUCGGGGCCCUGGCGGCCCAGGAGGUGCUGAAGGCCAUCACCAGGAAAUUCCUGCCCCUGGACCAGUGGUUGUACUUCGACGCCCUGGAGUGCUUGGCGCUGGAGGGGGCCACGCGGCUGACGGAGGAGGACUGCGCCCCGACGGGCUCUCGCUACGAUGGGCAGAUUGCUGUCUUCGGGGCCACCUUCCAGGAGCAGCUGGGCCGCCAGAAGUACUUGGUGGUGGGAGCCGGUGCCAUCGGCUGCGAGCUGCUGAAAAACUUUGCCGUGAUGGGGCUGGCAGCGGGGCCAGGCGGGGACCUCACCGUCACCGACAUGGACACCGUCGCCCUCUCCAACCUCCAUAGGCAGCUCCUCUACCGCUCGGCGGAUAUAUCGAAGCCGAAGUCGGUGGUGGCCGCGGCGGCCGUGCGGCGCAUGAACCCCAGCGUCAGGGUGACGGCUCACCAGAACCAGGUGGGACCUGCCACCGAGCCACUCUACGAGGACGACUUCUUCCGGCACCUGGACGGUGUCGUCGGCGCCCUGGACACGCUGGAGGCCCGUGCCUACUUGGAGAGCCGCUGCCAGCGCUGCCUCACGCCGUUGCUGGACUCAGGCACGGAGGGGCCGCGGGGGAACGUGCUGGCCAUGGUGCCCCCCCUGACCAAGCCGCUGGGGCCGGCCGGCGCCCCUGGGGACGGCACCUUCCCCCUCUGCACCCUGCGGUACUUCCCGCGCACCAUCCAGCACACGCUGCAGUGGGCCCGUGACGAGUUUGAGGGGCUCUUCCAGCUGCCCGCGGAGCACGUCAACCGGUUCAUGGAAGACCCGGCUUUCCCAGAGCAGCUGCCGGCGGGGAAGGCCCUGGAGGUCCUGGAGCAAGUGCAGGGCAGCCUGUGGGAGCGGCCACGGGACUGGCAGGACUGCGUGCGCUGGGCCCGCCGGCACUGGCAGAGCCGCUACCACGAUGCUAUCGCCCAGCUGCUGCACACCUUCCCCCCGGAGCACGAAACCAGCCCGGGUGUCCCCUUCUGGGCAGGGGACAGGAGCUGUCCCCAUCCGCUGACGUUCAACCCCGACAACGACGCCCACCUGGAGUACAUCCUGGCCGCUGCCCACCUCUUUGCCCAAGCGCACAAGGUGCCACCGUGCAGCGACCGGGCGGCCGCCCAGACCAUCCUCCGCAGCGUGGUCCUGCCGCCCUUCGCGCCCCAGGAGGGGCUCCAGAUCUCCCUCGCGGAGGAGCAGGAGGAGGCACAGGCGCCUGCGGACUGCGGGCGGCUGGCAGAGCUCACCCAGGACCUGGUGCAGCGGAGAGAGGAGCUGGUAGGGGGUGAGGAGGCGCAAGUGCCCCUGAUGGAGCCCAUCCACUUCGAGAAGGACAACAACAUCCACGUGGACUUCAUCACGGCAGCGUCCAACCUGCGCGCGGAGAACUACGGCAUCCCCCCCGCCGACUGGCUGACGAGCAAGCGGAUCGCCGGGCGGAUCGUGCCCGCCAUCAUCACCACCACGGCGGCCGUGGCCGGGCUGGCGUGCCUGGAGGUCUACAAGCUGGUGUGGGGGUGCCGGGACCUCAGCUGCUACCGCAACAGCAACCUCUGCCUGUCCGACUGCCUGCUGCUCCGCGUCCAGCCCCUGCCACCCCCCACCUACCGGUACGGCGGGCGGGAAUGGAGCUGCUGGGACCGGCUGGAGAUGCGGGCAGUCGGCGCAGACGGGCAGGAGAUGACGGUACAGGAUGUGCUGGACUGGCUGCAGAGGACGCACGGCUGGACCGUGACCAUGCUCCUGCGCGGCCACACUCUGCUCUACGACAGGGAGGAGGAUGAAGAGACACGGGCCCGGCAGCGGGUACAGAGGUUAUCGGAGAACCUGGAGGCUGCCGGGGAGCCUCGGCAGCGGGAGCUGGAGCUGCUGUAUGUGUGUGAGGGAGAGGAUGCUGAAGCCGAAGAUAAUCGUCCCCCUCUUCUCUGCUCCUUACCCUGAGUGAGGGGCUGGCACCCCCCCACCCCAUGCAAUAAAAGCUGCAGAAUGCA
Molecule: messenger RNA, 3090 nt
Organism: Harpia harpyja (harpy eagle)
Lineage: Eukaryota; Metazoa; Chordata; Aves; Accipitriformes; Accipitridae
Gene: UBA7
Product: ubiquitin like modifier activating enzyme 7
Exons: 24
Coding region: 17-3040 (1007 amino acids)
Biological process (GO): protein sumoylation
Cellular component (GO): cytoplasm; SUMO activating enzyme complex
Molecular function (GO): SUMO activating enzyme activity
Source: RefSeq, a predicted model, not a curated record